AUGCAUCAUCAAAACUCUCAGAACCCCAGCUCUUCGAGCUCUGGCCCUUCCUCCAAUGGACAGACAGGCCAGUACUACCACGAUCCUCGCUCUUCCUACCCUUCGACCUACAACCAAGCUGCAAAAACACCCAUUCGCGAUGUAAACUCAUCCGGUCCCCAAGUCUACAAUGGCUCAAACAUGCAGAAUCAACGCAACAAGUUUACAUCUAAAGCUGCUGCCCCUAUUACCGUGAACUCUAACCUGGAUUGGUCGGCCGCAAACCGUGCCUACAACAGUCCGCUGAUUCUUGUACCCAAUUCAACCCUCUUCAGUGGCAUUCCACAGGUAUCCUCAUUUGUCACCAGUCCGAUCACUGGGCAAACCGAUCAGGUCAACCAGUUUCCUUAUGUCCCGACCGGUGUGUACCAGAAUCUUGGUUCUAUGAUUCCCGGAACCUACUCGUCAUGGCCAUACAUGAUGAACUACGAGUUGCAGGACAACAAACAAAGUGUCUGGAACCCAGCUGAUCAAAAGGGAGCUCAGAAUGAAAACAGUGGCUCACUUCAGUACUAUCCAUCAUUUGUACCCACUUUAGACGGUGCCUCUUUGUCGGGUUAUUCCUAUCCAAACAUGCUUCCCCAGGUUGGUCCCCUCUCACUACCAUUCCAGAUGAUGAAAACCACCAAUGGAUACGUUAUCCAGGACCUCGACGCCCUGACCCAGCAAGAUCCCGCUAUCCCUCGUGCCGUACCGGCCAUGUGGACCAACCCAUCCGAGUUAACUCUGGCCAAGUGCCUGGAGAACCGUGAAGGCAUUACCAAUGUCUACAUCCGAGGCUUCCUCCCCGAGACUACUGACGAUAUGCUGCAUGCUUACGCUUUUCGAUUUGGAAAGAUCGAGCGUUGCAAGGCCAUCGUCGACCUAGACACAGGUCUUUGCAAAGGAUUCGGAUUUGUUCAGUACUACAGUUUCGAAUCCUGCGAGAACUGCAUCCGAGGCUUCUUUUACCUGGGUUACCAAGCCAGUUUCGCUCAGAAGUCUCGCAAUUCUCGCCUCAAGGACCUCGAAGACAGAGCGUCCACAAAUAUAUAUUGUACCAACAUUCCAAUCGACUGGACUGAAGCAGACCUCCGUCGCCACUUCGAGCCUUACCGCGUGAUCUCUGAGAAGAUCAGUCGCGACGACAAAACCGGUGUGAGCAAGGAAGUUGGUUUCGCUCGAUUUGAGAGUCGCGAAAUCGCAGAGCAAGUAUUGGGCGAGUUUCACAACACUACAGUGAAGGAAAACAGUGUCAAGCUGCUGCUUCGAUUCGCGGACACCAAGGCUCAGAAAAUGCUGAAGCAGCAGAGCAACGAGCGUCGGGCAUACCGCGCUGGCGAGUACAAUUACUCCGUGGAAGUUGUGCAGGGAUCAACCCCAUCGCCCUCUGUGCAGCGUCUUCAGCAGACCGGCACUCUCCUUACACCGAACUCUCAGGGAAGCUUUACCUCGCCAACUGGUAUGGGAUCGGGCUCGAACUGGACCCCAGCAACUUCGAUCUCGCCUACCUUUGCGUUGAUGAAGGACUCUGCGAACAGUGCUCGCUACAGCUCACUUUCGUCUCGCUCUCUUAACGCGCUUGAGAGUACCCCUGUGUCUCGUCGCCGCUUUGCGAACCGCCGAUCCAUGACCGACAUCUCCGCCGGGUCUUCAAAGACUGCUGUCCCGGACUCUCCUACCUUUGAGCCCCGCUCAUACAUGUCGAGUCCUCGGAAGGAAAAUAUCAAGGCUGGUAGCCUGUCUCCCCUUCCAUCUCGCAUGGAGACUAUGACACCUGCUUCAGUUGCGUGA
Molecule: messenger RNA, 1812 nt
Organism: Penicillium waksmanii
Lineage: Eukaryota; Fungi; Ascomycota; Eurotiomycetes; Eurotiales; Aspergillaceae
Exons: 5
Coding region: 1-1812 (603 amino acids)
Cellular component (GO): nucleus; ribonucleoprotein complex; cytosol
Molecular function (GO): poly(A) binding; poly(U) RNA binding; mRNA 3'-UTR binding
Source: RefSeq, a predicted model, not a curated record